CCUCUAAUACACGUGCGCGUUUUUUGUAAACAAAAAUGCAUUUAGAUUAAUUUUUAGUCCGCAGCCAAUCCAAUUAACCAAAAAAUGUCGCGAAUUAUAGUAAAGCAGCUUCCCAAGCAUAUAACCGAGGACAAACUGCGUCAGAUUUUCGGUGCCCAGGGAACGAUUACGGACCUGCAGCUAAAAUAUACGCCCGAUGGUAAGUUCCGGCAGUUCUGCUUCGUGGGAUACAGCUCCGAGGAGGAGGCCCAGUCGGCCAUCCAGCACUUCAACAACACAUGUAUCCAAACCAGCCGGGUGCGAGUUGAAUCCUGCGCAGCUUUGGGCAGCGAGGACAAGCCCCAGUCAUGGAGCAAGUACGCCAAGGACAGCAAGAAGAACCUGGACAAACUGAAGGCCAAGGAGGAGGAGGAGGCAGCGGCGGCCAAGUCCAAGGAGUCCACGAAAAAGAGCAAGGAUAAAAAGGACAAGGUGGAUCAGAUACUGGGCAAACACAAGGACGAUCCCGAGUUCCAGGAGUUCCUGCAGGCCCAUGACAAGUCACGCACUCUGUGGGGCAACGAUUUGGGGGUUAAUAACAACGAGGAAGAGGAGGAUAACGAAGAGGAUCCGGAAGACCCACCAGCUGGCAGGGAUGACAGCGGAGUAGAUGCAGGUGCAGGAGAUGAGGAUGAGGAUGCUUCUGAAAAUGAAGCAGACGAAGAAGAUAAAGAAGACAACGGCAAACUGGCUGAAAAGCCCAUCAGCGAUCUGGAGUACAUGAAAUCCCUGAUGGCCACCCCUGGUGAUACCACCACAAAGAAGACCAAAACCAAGUCGGACAAAUCCAACCUGGAGCUGUUCACCAUCAAAAUCCACAAUGUGCCUUACAACACCAAGCGCCAGGAGGUGCUCAAGUUCUUUAAACCUCUAAAACCCUACUCUGUGCGACUGCCCAGCAAAGUGCACGGCUUCUGCUACGUCGGCUUCAAAACGGAAAAGGACAUGGCCAAGGGGAUGCUCAAGAACAAGAGCUUCAUCAAGGGCAAGCAGGUGUUCUUCUCCGACUUUACCGAGAAGAACAAGGUGACCAAGGCGAACAAGAGCGGCCAAACAGUAGCUCCUGCUGCCGCAGAUGCGGGCAAUGCCAAGUGGAAGCACCAGCAGGACAGUCUGUCCAAGGAGGACGACAUCUCGGAGUCCGGGAGGAUAUUCUUUCGGAAUCUGGCUUACACCACCACGGAAGAGGAGCUGCGUAAGCUGUUUGAGCAGUUCGGUCCCGUCGUAGAGGUGAAUCUGCCGGUGGACAAGCUCACCCGGAAGAUCAAGGGAUUUGGAACCGUCACCUACAUGAUGCCGGAGCACGCCUUGAAGACUUUUAAUGCUUUGGAUGGCACGGAUUUCCAUGGUCGUUUGCUGCACUUGCUGCCCGGCAAGGAUAUCGAGAAGAACCCACAAGAUGAUUUGGAUGAGAACGAUGCCAGUCUGUCUUUCAAAGAGAAGAAGGCGUUGAAGCUCAAGAAAAACGCGCAGAAACCGAUCGGCUGGAACACACUGUUUCUGGGUGCAAAUGCUGUUGCCGACAUUCUGGCCAAGCAAUUCAAGACAUCCAAGGAGCGCAUCCUGGAUACCAGCGAUGGCGGCAGCGGAGCCGCUGUGCGCUUGGCUUUGGGGGAAACCCAAAUCGUCAUCGAAAUGAAGCGUUUCCUCGAGGAAGAGGGCGUCCGGUUGAAUGCCUUCGAUGAGCCCGCCAAGAAACGCUCCAACACUGUGAUACUGGCCAAGAAUCUGCCGGCGGCCACUGAAACAUCGGAGCUAACGCCCGUCUUCAGUAAAUUUGGCCCGAUUGGCAGGAUUGUUCUGCCUCCCAGUGGCGUGACGGCGCUCAUCGAGUACUGUGAUCCCUCGGAGGCGAGGCAGGCAUUCAAGAAGUUGGCCUACAGCAAGUUCAAGAAUGCCCCACUCUACUUGGAGUGGGCUCCCGAGCAGGUCUUUACCACGACGCUCAGUGGAGAGCCAGUGAUUCCCAAAUCCGAACCGGAACCCAAAGAGGAACCCAAACAAAAAGAUAAGUUGGAGGAGGAGAAGCAGGAGGUUAAGGAGGAGGAGAGUCCCCGGGCGGAGGAUGCCGAUGAUGAGCCCGAACCAAACACCACACUAUUCCUGCGCAAUCUGAACUUCAAGACCGUGCAGGAAACCGUGGAGAAACACUUUCGCCAUCUGGGCAGCAUCCACACCGUGGAGAUAGCCAAACGGAGGGAUCCCGAGAAUCCCCGGAACUUCAACUCCCUGGGCUACGGCUUCAUUCAGUUCAAGAAGUCCUCGGUGGCCGAGCACGCGCUCAAGAACCUGCAGUUCACCCACAUCGAUGGCAAUGCCGUGGAGCUCAAGCGCAGCGAUCGGGUGCUCAAGACACACGACAAUGAGGGAGCACAACGUCGACUGGCCUCGCAGAAGAAACAAACAGGCACCAAGAUUCUGGUGCGGAAUAUUCCCUUCCAGGCGCAGUACCGCGAAGUUCGAGAGAUAUUCAAGGCUUUUGGCGAGCUGCGGUCCUUGAGGAUUCCCAAGAAGGCUACCACCGGCGAGGAGGCGCAUCGGGGCUUCGGUUUCGUUGAUUACAUGUCCAAGGCGGAGGCCAAACGCGCCUUUGACGCUUUGAGUGCCAGUACGCAUCUGUACGGUCGCCGUUUGGUCCUGGAGUGGAGCGCCAACGAUGAUAACCAGGAUGUGGAGGAGCUGCGCAAGCGAACGGCGGCCAAAUUCGGCGAUAGCCAGGCGGCAACAACGGCCAAACGCAGCAGAAAAUCCUUCUUCGAUGUGGAGGGCAGUGUGCAGCCAAAUCAAGACGACGACGAAGAAGAGGAACAUUAAUCCUUCGGGCUUAAUGAGCUCAUAGCUUGAUUUAAAUGUAUAAAGUAGAAGUUAUAAUUAAAAUAAAUUAUAAUUUUAUAAAAUAUAAAA
This is a messenger RNA of Drosophila rhopaloa, 2943 nucleotides long. Its product is annotated as probable RNA-binding protein 19. NCBI's taxonomy places the organism in Eukaryota, Metazoa, Arthropoda, Insecta, Diptera, Drosophilidae. The record is from RefSeq and is a predicted model, not a curated record. Gene Ontology annotation, cellular component: cytoplasm; ribonucleoprotein complex; nucleus. Bases 85 to 2853 code for a protein of 922 amino acids. The transcript is spliced from 4 exons. Gene Ontology annotation, molecular function: mRNA binding.